Messenger RNA from Elgaria multicarinata webbii, 1816 nucleotides. RefSeq names its product capping actin protein of muscle Z-line subunit alpha 1 (gene CAPZA1). Gene Ontology annotation, biological process: barbed-end actin filament capping; actin cytoskeleton organization. Gene Ontology annotation, molecular function: actin filament binding. The transcript has 10 exons. Bases 56 to 916 code for a protein of 286 amino acids. Lineage: Eukaryota; Metazoa; Chordata; Lepidosauria; Squamata; Anguidae. The record is from RefSeq and is a predicted model, not a curated record. Gene Ontology annotation, cellular component: actin cortical patch; F-actin capping protein complex.
UCCCAGCGCGCUUUGCGCCGGGGUGACAGGUGGGGCUGGGCUGGGAGAAGCCAAAAUGGCGGACUUCGAGGAUCGGGUGUCGGAUGAAGAGAAGGUUCGUAUAGCUGCAAAAUUCAUCACCCAUGCUCCUCCUGGGGAAUUCAAUGAAGUGUUUAACGAUGUUCGGUUGCUGCUUAGCAAUGACAAUCUUCUUAGGGAAGGGGCAGCUCAUGCAUUUGCCCAGUAUAACAUGGAUCAGUUUACUCCUGUGAAGAUAGAAGGGUAUGAUGACCAGGUCUUAAUCACAGAACAUGGUGAUCUUGGUAAUGGCCGAUUUUUAGACCCAAGGAACAAGCUUUCCUUUAAGUUUGAUCAUCUAAGGAAAGAAGCAAGUGAUCCCCAGCCAGAGGACACAGAUGCAGCACUAAAGUCCUGGAGGGAUGCCUGUGACAGUGCAUUAAGAGCAUAUGUGAAAGAUCACUAUCCACAUGGCUUUUGUACUGUUUACAGUAAGAAUAUAGAUGGGCAGCCAACAGUCAUUGCGUGCAUUGAGAGUCACCAGUUUCAGCCGAAAAACUUCUGGAAUGGGCGCUGGAGGUCAGAAUGGAAGUUUACCAUCACACCACCUACGGCGCAGGUGGUUGCAGUGCUCAAGAUCCAGGUGCAUUACUAUGAAGAUGGAAACGUACAGCUGGUUAGCCACAAAGACAUACAGGAUUCUGUAGCAGUCUCGAAUGAUGUCCAAACAGCGAAGGACUUUAUUAAAAUAAUUGAACAUGCAGAAAAUGAGUACCAGACAGCAAUCAGUGAAAAUUACCAGACAAUGUCAGAUACCACAUUCAAAGCCUUACGCCGCCAACUGCCCGUCACCCGUACCAAGAUUGACUGGAACAAAAUCCUCAGCUACAAGAUUGGCAAAGAAAUGCAGAAUGCCUAAGGCUAGAGCAGAGGUACUGUAGGAAAUGUUAGCAUGCAAAGAAAACAAAGCAGAUGUGGUCCUAUGCCAAGUAGUUGGGUUAUAUGAGAUGCUGGCAUUUGUCUUGGGCUUUCAGAGUUAACAGGUUUUCUAGCCUCAUGGAGGACUGUCCAACACAUAGCAUUGUCUUGUUUUGUGUGUCCGUGCCAUAUACACUUCUUAUGUGAAAGGCAUGAUGCAUUUCCUAGUGGGCUCUCUUCAUUUGGCCACUUUGGGAUCAGCGCUAUCUCUCCUUGUAUCUUUUGGAAAACCUCUUAGCUGGGAAAGUCCUUCUAGAAAUGCAGGCUGGUAAUACUAGGGAUAUUGUUCCAGUAUUCUUGCCAGCACUCCAGGUGUUAUAUUCAGUUUAAUAGGACUGCUGGCAGCUUUAUGGUGUUGCACCACACCAGAAACAAUUUGUCCUACUCUGACCCCUACAACUGCCAAUCACCACCUAGCAAUAUCUCCUAGGCUUUGCUUUUCAUGUUUGCAAGGUGUUUACAAGACUCCUCCCGGAAAUCCCAAGAAGGCCAGAUCCUCUGGAAAAGUGAUUUUUGGGGGAGGGUUGUUUUUGUUUUUUAAAUCCAAAGACUUGAGCCACAUUUUCUUCAACUGAACUAUUUUUCUCUUUUCCUAGAAGUACGGUUAAUAUAGAAAUCUGCAUUUUUACAGGAUGGUUCCUCCAUUUUUCUUUUUUAAAUAAUUGUCUGAUUGCUGCCGCAACAUUGUUUAGUUGGAGAAGAAAUUACAAAAAUGAAAAGCUGUAAAUGUUUAAUGAACAUCAGGUUUACUGUGCUUUAAUGCUUUGUGGCAAGUUGAUGGCAUUUGUAUCAGAUGUAUGAAUGGACACUUCUAAGUGGUCAAUAAAAGAUUUGCACCAAA